UUUAAAUUCCAGUCCAAACCGUUGUGCUACACAACUGCGCUAUUUGUGAUGAUAUGAUGUUACUAUUAUAUAUUUUUUAUCUCUUUCUAUUUUUUUUUAUACGUUUCACUUUUAUUUGAAUGAAGUAUGUUUUUCGCAAUAAGCACCAUAAUGCUACUAUACUACAGAUUGUUACAAAAAAAUUGGCAAUAAAUUUACAAUGAAUUCAAGUAUCUUCGUCUUUUUACUUAUUGGAUGUGUUGUGGCAGAUAUAACAGAAGAAGAUGGAAAUGCGUAUGUUGACAAAAUACUCAGAUCGUUAAAAGAUUAUUCUGAUUUAAUAUCAAUGCCUAUGCAAGACCGUGAUAUUCAUCUACUUAAAUUACCUUUUGCUAAAGAAGUUGCCAUUGAAGUUCGUUUAAGAAAUGGCGAACUGAACGGUUUAUACAAUAUUAAAAGAAUAAACGAUGUAGUCGUGAAUAGCAAUUCCGAUUCUGGUUCAAUCAAAGCGAAUUUAGAUUUAGAAGCAGUUCGUGUAAAUUAUAAUACUACCUUUAAAAUGUUUAAAAAAGAAACGAACUUUAAUUUAUCUGCUAUUAUGGAUAAUGGAAAUGUUAUUUUGGAUCUUCGAGUAAACAAAGAGAACAAUAUAGUAUCGAUUAACGAAUUUAUUUUGGAAAAAUUAUCAGGUUUAAAAGUACAUAUCGAUGUUAUCGGAAACAUAUUUCAAUGGAUCGAUAAUGUUGUUAAAUCGGCUCUUGUGAACUCACUCACGCGUGAUCUUACAGACAUUGCUACCGAAAAAUUAAGAAGUGCUUUUGAAUGUGAAAUUAAUAAACGACCAUUUGAAACAGCAUAAAACAAUUUUAUAAAUAAUGCAAUAAUGUUUACAUAUAAAUUUCAAUUACUAAAAUGUUGUAUAACAAUAAAAACAUAUCCAAGUAAUAAAAUAAGUAUUUUAAAGUAAACUAUCCUUGUCUUUCUCUGUUAGAAAGAAACGAUGAGAAAUAUUUUCAUAACAGAUUUAAAUAUUAAAAUUAGUAUUUCUGUAUAAUUUUUCAGUGUGGACGUAUAUGUCAUAUAGAAUUUAAUUGAUAGAUUACAUUCAAUUUAACUACGAGUGUAUUUAUUUUUACGAUCCGGGGAUAAUCAAAAGUACCGAGCACCUCAACACGUGUAGAUAAAAAUGGAAAGGCCACCCUGUGUUUGUUUUUGGACUCUAAUUUUGCUUCCAGCAUGAUCCGACUCGCUCGGAGCUUUCGAUUUGAGAAAAGAUUUGCCUUCUUUGGGAUUCGAAAAAUUUUGCUCCGGGUCCAGGUUGAAAUUAUACUGUAUAAUUUAUUAAAAUGUUUGAUUAAUUUUUAACUGUUUAAUAAAUUAUUAGGUAGAUCUGUGAGUUAAAUUCAACCUCGAACUAUUUGCCAAACUCAAUUUUUCGCAAAACUGUCAAAAUCUUGACUAUCACAAGU
Messenger RNA from Centruroides sculpturatus (bark scorpion), 1448 nucleotides. RefSeq lists its product as uncharacterized. Lineage: Eukaryota; Metazoa; Arthropoda; Arachnida; Scorpiones; Buthidae. The coding region runs from base 200 to 838 and encodes 212 amino acids. The record is from RefSeq and is a predicted model, not a curated record. The transcript is spliced from 3 exons.